Pieris brassicae (large cabbage white) is the source of this 3520-nucleotide messenger RNA. RefSeq names its product glycerol kinase-like (gene Gk2). Gene Ontology annotation, cellular component: mitochondrion. Bases 104 to 1816 code for a protein of 570 amino acids. The transcript is spliced from 14 exons. Gene Ontology annotation, molecular function: glycerol kinase activity. Gene Ontology annotation, biological process: glycerol metabolic process; triglyceride metabolic process; glycerol-3-phosphate biosynthetic process. Lineage: Eukaryota; Metazoa; Arthropoda; Insecta; Lepidoptera; Pieridae. The record is from RefSeq and is a predicted model, not a curated record.
UAGGACUAUUUUUACCUGGCAUUGAUGACUAAAAAUGCAGUCUGCCAACUUCUUAUGAAAUGAUCAGAUGUGAUGUGUGUGAUUUUAAUAUAUUUAAUUAAGAAUGAAGCGUGUUUUGCAGCGUCAGCAUCGUGUUUACGACGCAGAAAUGCCGGUCCGCGAAGGUGUGGGGAAGUCGCUGGUGGGAGCCAUUGAUGAUGGGACCAAGACUGUCAGAUUUGUUAUAUACGAAGCAGAACAGUCAGAGGAAUUGGCAGCUUAUCAGCUAGAUAAGACGGAGUUGCAGCCACAGGAAGGCUGGUACGAGCAGGAUCCAUUAGAAAUUUUGCAUCACAUCAGGGAGUGUGCGGAAUACGUGAUCGACCAGCUCAUUGAAAUAGGUUACUCCAAAGAAGAUUUAUUGUCAAUUGGUAUUACAAAUCAGAGGGAGACAACGAUUGCCUGGGAUAAAUUCACCGGUGAACCACUCCAUCCUGCCAUAGCAUGGAACGACAUACGCACAGACAGUACAGUCGAUGCAAUACUCGCAAAAGUACCGGAUAGGAACAAGAAUUAUCUAAAAAACAUAUGCGGUCUACCCAUCAGCCCCUACUUCAGCGCACUCAAGAUGCGGUGGUUGAAGGAUAACAUAAAAGCCGUGAGACGAGCCAGUAGAGAUAAGCGGCUUAUGUUCGGUACUGUUGACUCGUGGAUUGUAUGGAACCUGACCGGUGGUCCACACGGUGGUCUGCAUAUAACCGAUGUAACGAACGCGUCUAGGACUUUGCUGAUGAACUUGGAAACUUUGAAUUGGGAUCCUAUGUUGUGUAGAUUAUUUGGCAUCCAUAGAGAGUCUCUACCACAAAUUAGAAGCAGCUCGGAAAUAUAUGGAAUAGUUAGGGACGGAUCAGUUCUAGAUGGCAUCCGGAUAUCCGGGAUACUAGGCAACCAGCAAGCAGCGCUGGUAGGACAAAACUGCCUUCAAGCCGGCCAAGCGAAGAACACGUAUAGGAGCGGUUGCUUCCUCUUAUACAACACUGGUACAAGACGGGUCCAAUCGACACAUGGGCUGUUGACGACUGUCGCUUACAAGUUGGGACCAAAUGCACCUGCAGUUUACGCCUUAGAAGGUUCGAUAGCAGUAGCUGGUGGUGCGAUGAAGUUCCUUCGGGAUAAUCUGAAAUUGAUUAAGAACGUGGCCCAAGAUACGGAGCACAUAGCAGGACAAGUUUUCUCGACGGGCGAUGUGUAUUUUGUGCCCGCUUUUAGUGGGUUGUAUGCGCCCUAUUGGCGGAAGGAUGCAAGAGGAAUAAUCUGUGGUCUCACUGCGUUUACUACAAAGAACCACAUCAUUCGCGCUGCUCUGGAAGCCGUCUGUUUUCAGACUAGAGAUAUAUUAGAAGCAAUGAACAAAGAUUGUGGUAUGCCGCUGUCUAAGCUCAACGUUGACGGGAAAAUGACGUCCAACGAUUUAUUAAUGCAGUUGCAAACCGAUCUUAUUGGCAUUCCUGUCUUGCGUGCACAUACUUGGGACAUGUCGGCGUUGGGUGUGGCUAUAAUGGCUGGAAAUUCGGUUGGAGUUUGGAGUUGCGAGCGAUGGAAGCAACAUGCCACGCCCACUGAUACAUUCCUUCCUACCACCACAGAUGAUGAUCGUGACGCGAGGUACACAAAAUGGAAAAUGGCCGUGCAGCGCUCACUCGGCUGGGCGACGACAAAGAAAUCCUUCGCAAUGACAGAGGAAAGAUACAGGCUGUUAGCCUCUAUUCCCGCCACCAUUUACCUGAUUGGUAGUUUUGCGAUGCUAGUCGUAUCUUCUGUGCUCAAAAAUAGGUGAUAAAUUAGUAAAUUAUUUUGACAUUUCCCUUAAACCCUUUUGACAUACCAUUGUAUUUAUAUUUGUGGUUUUUAUAGUUUUAGUUAAGCAACAGAUGAUUUGAUCAAAAUGUUUUGAAAAGACCUUGUUUUUUUAGGACAUUAUUAUUUUACACGUAAGGAAGGAAUUCCUAUGUAUGGCUUGUGAUUUUUUUUAUUUAAAGUUGAUAUUUUGUAAAGCUUAAACUGUUUUACUUGGCUUAAUGUAUAAUAUGUGAAUCACCUAUUUCUCAAUCUAUUAACAAAACUUUGUGCAUUAAUAAAAAUAUAAUGCGUUAAGAAUAUUAGUUUUUAUUUUAGAUUGAAGGAUAGGUUUUAAGUUCAAAGAUAUCGUAUUCAGUUCUUAUGUAUGUAUUUCACAUAUGGGCCUUGUAAACAGAGCAUUAAGAAUUACUUUGUUUGCUUAGCAUAAAGUGUAACUAUGAUUUGUAGAAACCCAACUAUAUUGUAGAUAAUAAGUGAAAAUAAUGUUUGUCUUAUUAUAUUUAACACGGAUUUUUAAUUCAGUCACUUGACACAUUGUACAGUAUUUAUAACAGGCAACAUUUACACUUUUUAAAAAUUUCCACCACUAUAUAAUAUUUGUUGUAUCGAAUAUGUUAUAAAGUUUAUAUUGCUAGUUUGAACUGGGAAAUAUUUGUUUUUCUUUAACACUGCUAGCGAUUCUAAUUUUAUAAUGUAUCUCUAGGAUUAAGACGAUUUAAUAAACAUUCUGUAAUAAAUACAAAAAAGACAUGUCAUGUUCAUAAUCUGAUAAAUUGUGUUUACGUUUACCGUUAGAUUCGGAGUUGAGUCUAAGCUCGAACUAAGACUUCCGUAUGUCACCUUUAAAAACGGUUUUUUGUGUACUUAAAGCACUGUCUCGACUUUGAAUCCUACGCGAAACUAAGUAACUCCGAAAUUUGUGUUUAAAGCAUUUAAUUUGUAAUUUUAUAUAUUAGGUAAUAAGUGCUGAUCAAUCAUCAUGUAAUCAAUUUGUAUUUUAAAAAUCAUUGUAGAUUUCUAGGUUUUAUUAAUGUAUUGAAAAGACUUUUUAAUUAUACAAAAUGACAUUUAUAAUUAAUUAAUUAUUAGUACUAGUGACCCUAUCGUAGAUUCCUAUUUAUUUAUAUGGCCAAAACUUUAUAUGUUUGUACAUGGCCAGUAAUCAAAUGCACGAUAGGGUCACGUCAGUUUGACGUUGCGACUACGAGUACAUCGUUCACAGUUGACAUUACAUUGUAUUUUGGCGCCAAGCAGAUCAUCAUUUACGCAAAUAUUGUAAAAUUAAUUAAUCAAAAUUUAAUAUAAAUACCAAUUUAACGUUUAUUAGCGAGCAAAUAACGAUACAUGUUUGUUAAUGUUAAAUUAGAGUCUCAAUAUUUUCUAUUAUAGGACCAUUUGUGUGUAAUAUUGCCAUUCCUGUAAACGCAUGUGAGAAAUUUUGUCUUCUUCCUAACAACAUCUCACUUGUGACUAAAUUAAAAAUAAUUUAUUAUUUUUUUAUCUUCAAGUGCAAGAUUGCCUUGUCAAGUACUAUAUUAAAAUAUAUAAUUUAAAAAAAUUAGGCUUUUUCUUGAAAGGAAUUAUCAAGUAUUUCUGGGUCCAUUACAUUUUAACGCAUUUAGUAUAGAAUAAGUAAGUUCCACUAUGUGAUAUUAUAAUUUUGAUCCGUUUGUUUUUUAUA